This is a messenger RNA of Dracunculus medinensis (Guinea worm), 534 nucleotides long. The record is from the annotation of a GenBank genome assembly. Lineage: Eukaryota; Metazoa; Nematoda; Chromadorea; Rhabditida; Dracunculidae.
AUGAAAUCUUCGAGCGGACAAAAUCUUCCUCUGCAACUGAAAUAUGAUUUGGAAAAUGCUACAUUCUCAUCUGAGCAAGAACCAAGUACAAACACCUCAACGCAAAAUAAUACUGUAGAAAUGUCCACUUUGGACGUAAAUUCUUCAGCAUCACAAUUUGAAUCAUUCGACAGUGAUUCCUCAGAAAGCGAGUCAGUAGAAAUGGAAACAGUCUCAACAUAUCAGCCAACAACGAUGGAGACAGUCUCAACGCAUGAGACAACAAGGCUCGCCGACACCAUGCAAGCAUCACUUGGAUGCUCAAAAUCGAACAUUACUGUUAAAGUGCAGGAAAGAGUUCUUGCGCGUCAUAAAACAUAUAGGUCAACACUUGAAUAUGUCAUCGCAAAAAUGCAUGGAUAUCUGCCGGAUGAAAGAAGAGAAUUGAAAUGGAAUUGUUCUUUGGAAGAAUCAGCACAACUUUGGGCAAACGAUUGCUCGUGGGCACAUUCCAGCGCCGCUUUAGAGAACAAAAUUGGUGAAAGUCUGACGUAU